AUCAUCAUCAUCAUAAAUAUUGUGUGUGUGUGAUUAAUGUGAUUUCGUGUCUUUAAUUUAAAUAAAAUUCACUGAAUUUUGGCUAUUUGUCACAUACAAAUUUUUUAUCAUCAUCAUCAACAACAACAAUGAUGCUUCCACCAAAAAAAUUUUCUACACAAACCAUAAAACACACGAAUCCAUUUUCAAUAUCAAGUAUAAUUGCAUCGAAUGAUAAUGAUCAUCAUCAUCAUCAUGAUAAAAAUGGUUCACCAAUAAAUUAUUGUAACAACCAUGAUAAGGAUGAUGAAACAACAAAUGGAUCAAAUCAUCAGAAUCAAUCAUCAUCACCGCCACCAAUGGAAUUGGUUAAAAUGACCAAUAAUAAUGGAGAUAAAGAAAAUGAAGAUGAAGAAAAACAAAGUAAACACGGUGAUGGUGAUGAUGAUGAACAAAUCGAUAACAAUGUCGAUGAUGAUGACGAUGAUCGAAAAUCUAAAAAUUCAAAUGAUGUUAAUCAAUCGGAGAAAAAUGUAAAGAAAAUAAACAAUGAUGAUGAGACGGAAGAAAAAUCGAAAGAGAAUGAUGGAAAAAAUGAAAAUAAAAAAUCAUCCGGUGAUAAUGGCCAACAACAACAACAACAAAAACAUAGUUCAAAAAAGAAGAAAAAAUAUGAAAAACCACCAUUUAGUUAUAAUGCAUUGAUCAUGAUGGCCAUUAGACAAAGUAAAGAGAAACGUCUCACAUUGAAUGGUAUUUAUGAAUUUAUAAUGAAAAAUUUUCCAUAUUAUCGUGAUAAUAAACAAGGAUGGCAAAAUUCUAUACGUCAUAAUCUGAGCCUGAAUAAAUGUUUCGUAAAAGUUCCAAGACAUUAUGAUGAUCCUGGUAAAGGAAAUUAUUGGAUGUUGGAUCCAUCUAGUGAUGAUGUUUUUAUUGGCGGUACAACCGGAAAACUUCGCCGUCGUAAUACAUCGACAUCACGUAAUCGUUUAGCGGCAGCAUUUCGUCGUUCAGUUGUUGCAGCAAAUGCAGCUGCCGCUGCUAAUUCUUUAUAUCCAUUUGUUACGGCCAAUGGACAUCAUCCACAUCACCCUCUUCAUCCUCAUCAUCAUCAUCCACAUUCACAUCAUCAUCAUCCGGCAUCCAUGUUUCAUAAUUCUGCUUCCGCCGCCGCUGCUGCUGCUUCUGCCACACAUUCAAAUACAAUAUUACCAAAUUGGUUCUGUAAUCCAUACAAUAUGGCUGCAGCUGCGGCUGCUGCUCAUCAUCAUCAACAGAAUUCAUUACGAACUGGUUUUGUUCAUCCACAUCCUCCUAACACGUCGCUACAUCAUGCAACACAUCAUCCAUUAUUUAAAAAUCUAUUACCACCACCAACCGCUAAUGCUUCGAAUCAACCAAUUAUUCCAGCAUCAUUCAAUAUUGAUCGAUUAUCAACCUCAUCAUCUUCAACAACCUCAUCAUCAUCAUUAUCUACGUCAACUUCAACAAGAUCAUCACCAUUAUCAUUGAUUGAACGAACACCAACGAUUGCUGCUCAACAACCACCACCACCGCCGCCAACAAAUUCAACACUAAAUCAUCGCCAAACAUCACCCAUAUUAGGUUCAACAUUAUUCAACAAUCCAUAUAGUUUAUUCAAUCAACAAGCAGCUAAUAAUUAUAACCAUUUAUUACAAGAAAUGUAUGAAUUACACGGAUUACAAGCAUUGAAAACAUUGGCCGCUGCAUCAACAAAUCCAUCAUCAUCACAAUCAUCAACAAUAUCACCCAUUCCAUUAACCGGUAAUUCAUCACAACAACAACAACAA
Dermatophagoides farinae (American house dust mite) is the source of this 1790-nucleotide messenger RNA. RefSeq lists its product as uncharacterized. NCBI's taxonomy places the organism in Eukaryota, Metazoa, Arthropoda, Arachnida, Sarcoptiformes, Pyroglyphidae. Gene Ontology annotation, cellular component: nucleus. Gene Ontology annotation, biological process: regulation of transcription by RNA polymerase II. Gene Ontology annotation, molecular function: sequence-specific double-stranded DNA binding; DNA-binding transcription factor activity. The record is from RefSeq and is a predicted model, not a curated record.